UGCCAUCCCCGUAUUAUAAAAUAGAUCCCACCGCUUGCCUUCCUCUCCGCACCCCACUCGGCGCGGCUUCGUUUUUAAAGAGACCCCAACGUCAAGUUGUUCUGCACCCAGCCGCCCGGCUGCUCCCUGGCCCUGUUUGCAAACAGAGCCUGGGCCGAGCCGAUUGGUACUCGCACCUCCCGGAAGUUCAGGAAUGCAGUGAACUUUAUAAGUUGGCCCGUACAGGUUUUUCCCCCCCCCCCCUCCCAUGGGAUAAUAUUUGCUUUGACUUCUGGAUCUCGACUUUCCUGGCAAAGCCCGUGUGGCCUGGGGUCUGAAGCGAAGGCGGGCGGUGUGUGCACAUUUGGACGAGCGGCGUGGGUAGGUUUGCCUCCCGCUUAUUUAUGCCUUUCGUUUUUGGAGCCAGGUAAAUAAAGAUCCCGCCGCUUCCGCCCCAGAGGGAGGAGAGAAACCUCGAGUGGAGGAGGAAAAGGGCGAAGGACGCCGAGGAGCAAAGGCCACCCCCGAGGUUUUCGGCGCAUUUGCAUCGGGGUGCGGAGAAAUGACCGGAUAGAGGGCGAAUCCCGGCCCCACACGAGCUUGGGUGGCGGUGGAAUUGUCCUCGGGAAAGCGAGCUCCAUUUCUGGAUUACAAAACAGGAAGACGAAGACUCUGGCUUGCUCUGUACGUGACUCAUUGAUCUCCAGACUUGGGAUUCAUACAGGACUGGACUCUGGUGACGCAAUGGAGGGACGGGGCCCGUCCGCUGGGGGAGAUUUUUCUGCCCCCCCAGCCGACCCUGCAGGGGGAGCCCCGGACCCGGGCUCUGAUGGGCCGGGGGUGACAGAGCCAGCCCCCACGCUCAACCACCCCUGCAGCUUCUUCUUGGCGGGCAGUUGCCGCUUCGGCGCCCGCUGCCGGAACCCCCACCCCGGCGCCCCGCCCGCCGCCCCCCAGCCGCCCCACGAACCCCCCAGCAAGAAGUCCCUUGAGCGCCCCAGCAAGAAGCCCCCCAUGAAGACAGCAGGGGACGUCGUCUCCCGCAUCCUCUGGGACCGCCAGCUGCCGCCCGGCGAGUUCACCGUGGGCCACCUGGACCGCUUCUCCGGCGUGCGGGAAGACGCCUUCACGGCCUUCUGCUGGGAGGAUUUGGCGUCGGUCGGGCCGGAGGUGCUGGCCAUACCCCAGCACAGGAUCCAGUACUUCAAAUAUCGCGGCCGCGUGGUGUGGGACAAAGCCAGCCGGCUGGACGACGUCUUCGGCUCCACCGGGGGCGGCCGGACCAUCCUGGAGGUGAUGGAGGAAGAGGCCGGGCGCCAAGAGGCCGUAGGAAUGGGGGACGGCGGAGCCGGGGUGCCGGAGGAGGCUGUAGCUCCGGAGAACGAAGAGGAGGAGGAUGUGGCUGAGCCAGGAGCUCAGAGCUGCCCCCCAGCACCCCCCCGCCCCACCCACUUUGUGGCCGCGCGCAUCACCAGCCCGGAGCUGCGGGAUUCGGUGGCCCGGCUCCAGGAGGCCCUGAGCCAGGCCGACCCCACCGUGGCCGAGUUCUGCACCCCACUGACCACCCUCCACCUCACCCUCUGCCUCCUCCGGCUGGAUGGCGCUGCCGAGAUGCAGGCGGCCGUCACCGCCCUGCGGGAGCUGCAGGCCGAGCACCGGCGCCUCCUGCCCCCCGCCCCGCUCCUGCGCUUCCGGGGCCUGGGCACCUUCUGGGGCCGGGUGCUGUACGCCGCCCCCGUGCCUGGCCCGGAGCUGGCGGGGCUGGCCCACGCCCUGGAGCAGGGCUUUGUCUGCAAGGGGCUGACGGUCGUCCCGCUCCCGGCCCACGAUUGUUUCCAUCUCACUGUGGCCAAGAUCCCGGCGGGCGGGGAGCCGAGGCUGAACCUGCCCCCGGAGCCUCCCGGGGAGGAGCUGGGGACCCAGGCGGUGGAAUCGCUGUGUCUGUGCCAGGUGGGUGGGGGCAGACGGACCGAUGGGUUUUACAGCACCCUCGUGGAGCUGGAUCUGUAUUGAGGGGGCCCCACGCCAGUCCCCAAAUCCCAGCUCAGGAUGUGGGGCUCUAUUGAUCCUUCUCUCAGGUCCCCUAAUCCAGAUUAGAGCAGGGGGCUGGGAGCUAGGACUCCUGGGUUCUAUCCCCCCAGCAGGGACGGGGAUGGGGCCUAGUAGUUAUGGGGCGGGCAGGGCUGGGAGUCAGGACUCCUGGGUUCUACUCACACCUCUGG
Molecule: messenger RNA, 2201 nt
Organism: Malaclemys terrapin pileata
Lineage: Eukaryota; Metazoa; Chordata; Testudines; Emydidae
Gene: LENG9
Product: leukocyte receptor cluster member 9
Exons: 2
Coding region: 724-1992 (422 amino acids)
Molecular function (GO): metal ion binding
Source: RefSeq, a predicted model, not a curated record